AUGGCCGGCGUCUUGGUUUACCAAAUCGAAUCGUUGUACCGACUUGUUUUCUGGGACACGAUUGAUGAACUCGCGCUCAAUGAGGCUCUCGAGGCUCCUUUUGAUUUCUCCGUUUGUGGGAACGAACCAUGGCAAGAGUUGCUUUUUCACUUCGCCGACCAAAGUUUCAUGCUUCCUGAUGAAUUUCUCUUCGUGAAAUCGCUUGAGCUUUCCGAGAUGAGUAGCGUGGUGUCGUUGUUGAUUCGGGUUCUCGAGUGUCAUCAAAAAAGAUGCUUGAACUUCGAAAUUCCCGUGUUCAAGGAGAAGGUUUGCGUUUCUGGAACGGUGAUCAGGAAGCAGCAUCCGGAUGCUGAACUUGGAGGGUACAUCGUGGGUGUACAUACGGUCAAGCAAGCUGCUGCUCAAUGGAUCAACAAAACUGAUGUGAAGCAGAAGAAACCGUGGCCCUUCAUUGGCGCGCUACACAAGAGUUUCGUUGUUGUGUGUUUCGGUUUGACCAUGUAUGGUCUGUACGGCGUCUCUUCCUUCGGAUACUACUACAUCGUGAAAAAGCGUCCGGAACUGAAACAGAAGAAGCAGCAGCUUCUAGAAAAAGAAGCUACUGGGAACGAGUUCAUUGCCGAUACUGCAGGCAGUUACAAGAGUUGA
Molecule: messenger RNA, 648 nt
Organism: Notodromas monacha
Lineage: Eukaryota; Metazoa; Arthropoda; Ostracoda; Podocopida; Cyprididae
Source: the annotation of a GenBank genome assembly